Messenger RNA from Equus quagga, 8030 nucleotides. It is a transcript of the gene SIPA1L3, whose product is annotated as signal induced proliferation associated 1 like 3. The coding region runs from base 778 to 6081 and encodes 1767 amino acids. NCBI's taxonomy places the organism in Eukaryota, Metazoa, Chordata, Mammalia, Perissodactyla, Equidae. Gene Ontology annotation, biological process: epithelial cell morphogenesis; regulation of small GTPase mediated signal transduction; establishment of epithelial cell polarity. Gene Ontology annotation, cellular component: plasma membrane; Golgi apparatus; cytoplasm. The record is from RefSeq and is a predicted model, not a curated record. The transcript is spliced from 22 exons. Gene Ontology annotation, molecular function: protein binding; GTPase activator activity.
GGACAGGGCUGGGGAAAAGGGAAAAACCGCCCUCGCCGUGCGAGGAGCGCGGCAGCCGCGUUGGAGUCUGCAGAAGACACGCCUCCAUCCCUCACGCCCCUCGGGGCUGCGGAAGUGCUCUGGAGACUGGAGCGGCUCGGAGCCGACAGGUGGACUACCAUCCCCAGAAGGCGGCGCGGGCCUGCGCCUACUGCUCCCGGCAGCCUCUGCGCGCCAGGCUUUUUUCAGUUUGCUGCCGCCUAGGGCGAAACUACAGUUCCCGGGAGGCCUCGCGCGAAGCGGCUUGGAAGUGGGCAGCCUGGAAGUCACUUGGGCCACCGGAGCUGGCGGCGUCUCCAGCGAGCCGCGCGGGGCCGGACGCAGCGCUCGUGGGGCCCGCGGGGCGGGCAGCCGGGACGCCCAGAUGCGCCAUCUUUGACGUCAGCUCUCCUGGGACCCUCGAGGAGCACUAGUGUGCAGGACGGACAAGGGAUGGCCGCGAGGAUACCGAUGCAGCCUGCUGGCCGGCACCCACAUCUACCACUGGCCCUGCCCUGCUGAGCCGCCCGUUCUGGAGCCGCAGGACAGCAGCCGCUGCCCGAGGCUGUCCCGGCGCCGUGGUCCACAGCGAUGGUGGAGAACUGGACUCCACAGGCUCACAACGUUCCCGUCAGGCUUCAGGGCCCAGCAUCCUUCCUCCUGGGACUGGUGGCCCUGAACAAUGGCUGAGGCCCAGGGGACCCCAUAAAGUCACCCGACAGCUUCCGGGGGCCAGUAGCACUCCAGUGCCCGUGGACUAUGACCACCUAUCGGCCCAUUCCCAAUGAUGCUGUGGACCUGGCAGCCAGCUGUGGGGUCAGGGGGGCCGAUGUCCUCCCGGGGCCACACACAGGGGACUACGCCCCCAUGGGAUUCUGGGUCCAGAACGGCAGCAUGGCCCAGCCUGUUGAGAGCCCCGCCAGCGCCACCACCCGGCCCAGCCCCACCACCCCCGCGAUGCCCAAGAUGGGCGUGCGCGCCCGAGUGGCCGACUGGCCACCCAAGCGGGAGGCCCUGAGAGAGCAGAACAACCCCAGCCCCUCACAGGACACAGACGGCACGAAGGCCACAAAGGUGGCCCAUCCCAUGAGGAGCAUCCAGAACGGACAGCCCCCCGCCAGCACCCCGGCUUUCUCGGGGUCCAAAGCCUUUCACCGGCUGUCCAGGAGAAGGUCCAAAGACGUGGAGUUCCAGGACGGGUGGCCGCGGUCCCCGGGCAGGGCCUUCCUCCCCCUGCGGCACCGCAGCAGCAGCGAGAUCACGCUCAGCGAGUGUGACGCGGAGGACGCGGCGGAGGCGCGGGGCGCGCGGCACGUGGGGGCGCUGCCCCUCUUCCGCGAGUACGGGAGCACAUCCUCCAUCGACGUGCAGGGAGUGCCCGAGCAGAGCUUCUUCGACAUCCUCAACGAGUUCCGCAACGAGCAGCCCGAGGCCCGGGGAGCCCCGCGCCUCCCCGAGCUUGACCGGGGCGCGCACGUCCCCGGGGGCGGCGCCAAGGGGGACCCCCGCCACGGGCAGCCCGGCAAGGACGGCCUGCUGGCGCUGCAGCCCGCGAAGGAGAAGGCGCGGAAGAAGCCCCCGCGGGGCCCGGGCGCCGGAGACGCGGGGGACUCGUGCAUCUUCCGCAAGCUGCGGAGCGGCCGCGCCGAGGCCGAGGCGGCCCGGGCGCCCGGGGAGGCGGAGGAGGCGCGGGGCGGCCCGGAGGCCGGGCGGCCGUGGGUGUGCCAGAGGAGCUUCGCGCACUUCGACGUGCAGAGCAUGCUGUUCGACCUGCACGAGGCGGCCGCCAACCGCGCGUCCACGGCGCAGCGGCGCAACACCACCACCGGCGCCUCAGCCGCCUCGGCCACCGCCGCCCCGGGUGCCACGCGCGCCCCCGGCCUCGGCGGCCCCGAGCCCGCCUUCGCCAGCACCGAGGACCUGAACUGCAAGGAGAACCUGGAGCAGGACCUGGGCGACGACACCAGCAACGAGCUGCUGCUCAGCUGCCCCCACUUCCGCAACGAGAUCGGCGGCGAGCGCGAGCGCGACGUGAGCUUCUCCCGGGGGGCGGCCGGCUCUCCGGGGGGCGGCGGCGAGGGCCGCCCGGCAGAGCCCGCGCGCAGCGCCUACCGCACCAACGCCAGCAUCUCGGUGCUCGAGGUGCCCAAGGAGCAGCAGCGGACGCAGAGCCGCCCGCGGCAGUACAGCAUCGAGCACGUGGACCUGGGCGCACGCUACUACCAGGACUUCUUCGUGGGCAAAGAGCAUGCCAAUUACUUUGGCGUGGACGAGAAGCUGGGGCCAGUGGCCGUGAGCAUCAAGCGGGAGAAGCUGGAGGACCACAAGGAGCACGGGCCUCAGUACCAGUACAGGAUCAUCUUCCGGACCCGCGAGCUCAUCACCCUGCGGGGCUCCAUCCUGGAGGACGCCACGCCCACAGCCACGAAGCACGGGACGGGGCGGGGCCUGCCCCUGAGGGACGCGCUGGAGUACGUCAUCCCUGAGCUCAACAUCCACUGCCUGCGGCUGGCUCUCAACACGCCCAAGGUGACGGAGCAGCUGCUGAAGCUCGACGAGCAAGGGCUCUGCCGGAAGCACAAGGUGGGCGUCCUGUACUGCAAGGCCGGCCAGAGCUCGGAGGAGGAGAUGUACAACAACGAGGAAGCCGGGCCCGCCUUCGAGGAGUUCCUCUCCCUGCUCGGCGAGAAGGUCUGUCUGAAGGGCUUCACCAAGUAUGCCGCCCAGCUGGACGUCAAGACCGACUCCACGGGAACCCACUCCCUCUACACGACGUACCAGGACUACGAGAUCAUGUUCCACGUCUCCACCCUGCUCCCCUACACCCCCAACAACAGGCAGCAGCUGCUGAGGAAGAGGCACAUAGGGAACGACAUCGUGACCAUCAUCUUCCAGGAGCCCGGCGCGCUGCCAUUCACCCCCAAGAACAUCCGCUCCCACUUCCAGCACGUCUUCAUCAUCGUCCGAGCCCACAACCCCUGCACGGAUAACGUCUGCUACAGUAUGGCUGUGACCCGAUCCAAAGACGCUCCUCCCUUCGGCCCCCCCAUCCCCAGUGGAACCACAUUCCGCAAGUCUGACGUCUUCAGAGACUUCUUGCUGGCCAAGGUGAUUAAUGCCGAGAACGCCGCGCACAAGUCCGACAAGUUCCACACCAUGGCCACCAGGACGCGCCAGGAGUACCUCAAGGACCUGGCUGAGAACUGUGUCUCCAACACACCCAUCGACUCCACUGGCAAGUUCAACCUCAUCUCCCUGACCUCCAAGAAGAAGGAGAAGACCAAGGCCCGGGCGGGCGCCGAGCAGCACAGUGCAGGGGCCAUCGCCUGGAGGGUGGCAGCUCAGGACUACGCCCAGGGGGUGGAGAUCGACUGCAUUCUGGGAAUUUCCAACGAGUUUGUGGUGCUCCUGGACCUUCGCACCAAGGAGGUGGUGUUCAACUGCUACUGCGGGGAUGUCAUUGGCUGGACCCCAGACUCCUCGACGCUCAAAAUCUUCUAUGGGCGAGGGGACCACAUCUUCGUCCGGGCUGCAGAGGGCUCUGUGGAGGACAUAAGGGAAAUCGUGCAGAGACUGAAGGUGAUGACCAACGGCUGGGAGACGGUGGACAUGACCCUGAGGCGGAACGGGCUCGGGCAGCUGGGCUUCCACGUGAAGUACGACGGGACGGUGGCCGAGGUGGAGGACUACGGGUUUGCCUGGCAGGCUGGCCUCCGGCAAGGCAGCCGGCUGGUGGAGAUCUGCAAGGUGGCCGUGGUCACGCUGACCCACGACCAGAUGAUCGACCUGCUGCGCACCUCGGUCACCGUCAAGGUGGUCAUCAUCCCGCCGUUCGACGACGGCACGCCCCGCAGGGGGUGGCCGGAGACCUAUGACAUGAAUACCUCGGAGCCCAAGGCAGAGCCGGAGAGUGUGACCCCCGGGGGCCGGCCCCCAUACCGCAGCAAUGCUCCCUGGCAGUGGAGCGGGCCCGCAUCCCACAACUCGCUGUCAGCCUCCAAGUGGGCUCCGCCAGCCACCCCCGGCCACGCCCAGUCCCUGAGCCGGCCCCCGAAGCAGCCCCCUGUGGUCCCCUUCCGGGAGCCCCAGCCCCUGCACAGCAAGAGGCCUGUCAGCUUCCCAGAGACCCCUUACACAGCAUCACCAGCAGGGGCCGACAAAGUCCCUCCCUACCGGCAGCCUUCUGGGAGCUUCUCCACCCCUGGCUCAGCCACCUACGCAAGAUACAAGCCAUCCCCAGAAAGGUAUGCGGCCGCCCCUCACCCACUGCUGUCUUUUGAUCCCCACUUCGGCCACGAUGGGACGUCCAGCGGCGACUCCUCCUCGGGCGGCCUGACCAGCCAGGAGAGCACCAUGGAGCGCCAGAAGCCAGAGCCUCUGUGGCACGUGCCCGCCCAGGCCCGGCUCUCAGCCAUGGCCGGAAGCAGCGGGAGCAAGCACGCCUCCAGGCAGGAUGCGGCAGGCAAAGAGUCCCCCAACAGGCAUUCCAAAGGCGAGCCUCAGUACUCCAGCCACUCCAGCAGCAACACCCUCUCCAGCAACGCGUCCAGCAGCCACAGCGACGACCGCUGGUUCGACCCCCUGGACCCUCUGGAGCCAGAGCAAGACCCCCUGUCGAAGGGCGGCUCCAGCGACAGCGGCAUCGACACCACGCUCUACACCUCCAGCCCCAGCUGCCUGUCGCUGGCCAAGACACCUCGGCCAGCCAAGCCGCACAAGCCUCCCGGGAGUGUGGGCCUGUGUGGGGGCGGGCACGAGGCCGCCGGGCGCUCCCACCACUCGGACAGGCGGCGUGAGGUGUCGCCUGCCCCAGCGGUGGCUGGCCAGAACAAGGGCUACCGGCCGAAGUUGUACUCCUCGGGCUCCAGCACCCCCACUGGCCUGGCCGGGGGCAGCCGUGACUCCCCAAGGCAACCCAGUGACGUGGGCUCCAGGGCCGGCUACCCCGCUCAGGUGUACAAAACAGCCAGCGCAGAGACUCCCCGGCCCUCGCAGCUGGCCCAGCCCAGCGCCUUCCAGCUCUCCGCCUCUGUCCCCAAGUCCUUCUUCUCCAAGCAGCCUGUGCACAAUAAGCACCCAGCAGGCUGGAAGAGGACGGACGAGCCCCCACCGCGGCCGCUGCCCUUCACUGACCCCAAGAAGCAGGUGGACACCAACACGAAAAACGUCUUCGGGCAGCCGCGGCUGCGGGCAUCUCUCCGAGACCUGCGCUCCCCGCGGAAGAACUACAAAUCCACCAUCGAGGACGACCUGAAGAAGCUCAUCAUCAUGGACAACCUGGCGCCCGAGCAGGAGCGGGAGGCAGGCCAGUCGCCACAGAAGAGCCUGCAGCGGACGCUGUCGGAUGAGAGCCUGUGCAGCGGGCGGCGGGAGCCCAGCUUCGCCAGCCCUGCCGGCCUGGAGCCCGGGCUGCCCAGCGACGUGCUCUUCACCGGCACCUGCGCCUUCCCCUCCAGCACGCUGCCCGCCCGCCGCCAGCACCAGCACCCCCACCCCCCCGGCCCCGGCGGCCCUGGCACAGGCCCUGUCCCCGGCAACGGCUUCCCCGAGAAGAAAUCCACCAUCUCGGCCUCGGAGCUCUCGCUGGCUGACGGGCGGGACCGGCCGCUGCGGCGCCUCGACCCCGGGAUGAUGCCGCUGCCCGACACGGCCGCCGGCCUCGAGUGGUCCAGCCUGGUCAAUGCAGCCAAGGCAUACGAAGUGCAAAGAGCCGUCUCGCUCUUCUCUCUCAACGACCCAGCUCUGAGCCCGGACGUCCCACCUGCUCACAGUGCUGUCCACAGCCACCUGAGCCUGGAGAGGGGGCCCGCGACCCCCAGGACCACCCCCACCAUGAGCGAGGAGCCGCCCCUGGAUCUGACAGGCAAGGUGUACCAGCUGGAGGUGAUGCUGAAGCAGCUGCACACGGACCUCCAGAAGGAGAAGCAGGACAAGGCCGUGCUGCAGUCGGAGGUGGCCAGCCUGCGGGAGAACAACCAGCGGCUGCAGGAGGAGUCGCAGGCCGCCAGCGAGCAGCUGCGCAAGUUCGCUGAGAUCUUCUGCAGGGACAAGAAGGACCUGUGAGACGGAGAGGCCGCGGCCCCUGCUCCCCUCUCCCUCAGCUCGCUCCAGGUUGCAGGCGUGACCAAGAGAAGCCAGCCAGGGCCCUGCCGCCCUCCCGGUGGACACGGAAACCCCAGACGGCAGUGGGCCCUGAGCCAGGCCUCACCGGGGCUGGGGGCCAGGGUGGACUCAUGGUCCCCAAGCCCCAGAGGGUGACAUGGUCUCAGGCCUCCCUCUGAACUGCCCGUCUCCGCUCCCUGGGGGCUGGGCUGUGCCCACAACACCCCGGGGGCCCAUCCUGCCCUCCCCAUCCAGCCUCUUCCUAGGACCAAGCCAUCGGAAGCUGGAGGAAGGGGAGGGAGGGCAGGAGCGAGGCUCAGACCUCAGCACUCCAGGAGUUCACGACCAGCUGGCUUCCCCACAUACGACAGAGUCUGGGCUGCAUGAAAGUCACAGCGUGAAAGCCACCGUCCUUCCCCGAGGCCCCGGAGAGAGGAAGCCCCAGGGGAAACAGUGCCCUUGCUCCAAAAAGCACGGACAUGACCCCUCCCACCCCAUCCUUCCGAAAGCAGACAAGAGCACUUUCUUAGAGGCUCAGUGGUUUUCUUAGGGGUCCCAGGAUGGAGAGCAGAAAUCCCAGCAUCCAGAGGCAGCGUCUCGGAGGGAGCGCCCUCUUUGCACACGUGGGACCGUUUACACGGUCUGUUUCUAUCGGCCCUUGCCCGCCAGCAGCCUCGGCGCCUGGGCCCCUCCACUUCCAGCUGCUGCCCACCAGGCCCGGGGCAGAGCCCCCCAGCCUCACCGGCCCCGACCACGCAGCGACAGCUCUGGGCUGGAGAGAGACAGCCUUCAUCUCUUCUCCGGGUCUGCUUGCCCUUCUCGGCCCUGCUCGCAGGCCCCCCCCACCUGGGGUGGCCUCCCCGUGCGCCCCCACGGGGUGCUGCUUCUCUAAAGGCAAUAAGGGGCAGCUGGCCAGCAGCCAGGCCGGUGUGGUACUACACUGUUCACCCAGGAAACAGAGUUUCUUUUUUUCCUUUAAAAACAAAACAAAAAAAUAUAUAUAUAUUUAUUUUUUCAUGUAGAGUUGCGCCAGAACAAGUCCUUAUGGCCACAAUCUGUGGAUCCCCCCAACCUCCAGCUGAGGAUCAAGGCGCGUCCCCCGAGGGCUGGGGCUGCACAGAGGACUAGGAGGGACAGACAGGGUGGGCGGGCGGGUUUCCCUUAGGGGGAGCCACCAGGCAGGAGGUUGUGCGGGCCUGGCUCACGCUGGGAGCACCAGGCGGCCAGCCCUUGUCCAGAGAUCCCACCGCCUUCUCUUUGGGGCCAGAAACCUCAGGGAAGGGGGUUCUGGGGACCACACAGGACAGAGGCACUCGGGCAGGUACCAGGCUGGAUGAGCAGGGGUGAGAGCAAAGGGCGCCCCUUUGUGCCCCCCUGCCAUCCCCCUCUGCCCGCAGCCCCGCCCCGGGGAGCCCUCAGCCCUGCCGGCUCCUCCAUCCCGGGGGGUGAGGCGGGGCCACCUCGGUCCUCAGCCCUGGCCAACUACUGUGACGUCUCUGCCCCUCUCCCUGGACCCCCUUUUCCAGAAGGUUCUCCAGGAUCACCCCACCCCCCCUCCUCGGACCCUAACCUGGAGACCACCCUCCCCCCCUUUUUUAAGUCAUCUCCUCACCUCUUCAGAUCAUUCAAAUCAUUUUGGGGACCUAAUCGUGUACAUUGACAAGUGUAAAUUAUGAUUUUGGGUUUUGUUUUCUGUUGUUUUUUUUUAAGGAUCUCUGCAAAACAAAUCUAUUUAAUUUGAGAUUGGUGUUCUAUCCGACGGCUGAAGAGAGCGGGAGCAUUUUUUUCAUGUGUUGAUUUGUUUCAUUUGGAUUUUUUAUUUUUAUUAUUUUUUUUUUCCUAUUCCUGUCUUGAGAUUUUCUGGCAUGUUUCUGGAGGUUUCAAAGGAAAUAAAUGUUUCAUAGAAACGG